CUUUCUUGUUCUAACUUCCCGGAUCGUCCCCUUCACAGUCUGGACACUGCGAGCUGCUCGAAACGGGCACCGCAGAAUUUCACCUAGGGUUAGGAUUUGCCCUAAGUCGGAUUUUGUUAACCAGGUUCUUAUCAAUCACCGAGCGAGAUGGGUGUGGAUUCGUUAUCAUCGGAGUCGAGCUCCGAUCUCGACGAGCAGAUCUCACAGCUCAUGCAGUGCAAGCCACUGUCGGAGGAACAGGUUAGAGUUCUGUGUGAAAAGGCCAAGGAGAUCUUAAUGGAUGAGAGCAACGUCCAGCCUGUGAAAAGCCCUGUGACAAUAUGUGGCGAUAUUCACGGGCAGUUUCAUGAUCUUGCUGAACUAUUUCGAAUUGGAGGGAAGUGUCCAGAUACUAACUAUUUGUUUAUGGGAGACUAUGUGGACCGGGGUUAUUAUUCAGUUGAAACUGUAACACUUCUUGUGGCACUAAAAGUGCGGUUUCCCCAGCGCAUAACUAUUCUUCGAGGGAACCAUGAAAGUCGCCAGAUCACUCAAGUAUAUGGAUUUUAUGAUGAAUGCCUAAGAAAGUAUGGCAAUGCUAAUGUUUGGAAGAUCUUCACAGACCUUUUUGAUUACUUUCCAUUGACUGCAUUGGUUGAGUCAGAGAUAUUUUGUCUGCAUGGUGGACUCUCCCCUUCCAUUGAGACUCUUGAUAAUGUGAGGAACUUUGAUCGUGUUCAGGAGGUCCCUCAUGAAGGGCCGAUGUGUGAUCUAUUAUGGUCUGACCCAGAUGACAGGUGCGGUUGGGGAAUUUCUCCCCGUGGUGCUGGAUAUACUUUUGGCCAGGAUAUAUCUGAACAAUUCAAUCACACAAACAACCUUAAGUUGAUCGCUAGAGCUCAUCAGCUGGUUAUGGAUGGAUUUAACUGGGCACAUGAACAAAAGGUGGUUACCAUAUUUAGCGCUCCUAAUUACUGUUAUCGGUGCGGGAACAUGGCUUCCAUAUUGGAAGUUGAUGAUUGCAAGGACCACACUUUCAUCCAGUUUGAACCUGCUCCUAGGAGGGGAGAACCAGAUGUUACCCGUAGAACACCUGAUUACUUCCUUUAAUAGAGCUGCUCAAUGUCAUGCUGAUAUCAUGGUUACGUCUACUUCUGCUUUGGUAUCUGGUAGCUGUGCAACCUUGUCUGGAGGAUUUCUAUGAGCGUUUGAAGCCAUGGUGGAUGUAAGGCUUCCGAUGCUUUUAUGGUGGUUGUGGACAUCGCAUUGAUGUAUUGUAGGCAGGUAACAUUCGACUGAUUUGUUCCGCCCAAGAACUUGCCGGACAUCUUGUUAAAGUUGCGUUUUGUCAGAAUAUGUAUCAUUCAAGCAAAAUGUGGAUAUCUUGACUAUUCUCCUCAUUUAUUCUCAUGCUUCACACCCGUUCUCAGGCUCUAGAAGCAACGGUGAUUUUUUUUU
Neltuma alba is the source of this 1437-nucleotide messenger RNA. Its product is annotated as serine/threonine-protein phosphatase PP2A-4 catalytic subunit. The record is from RefSeq and is a predicted model, not a curated record. Bases 148 to 1089 code for a protein of 313 amino acids. Gene Ontology annotation, molecular function: protein serine/threonine phosphatase activity. Lineage: Eukaryota; Viridiplantae; Streptophyta; Magnoliopsida; Fabales; Fabaceae. The transcript is spliced from 11 exons.